CGAUAACAUCCAAAAUGUGGAACUUAGUAGUAUUUUUUAUUGUUUUACAAAACGUGUCAUGUUUUAGUCAAUUUCUUAACGAUGAAGCCUACGUUCGCGUUGAUGAAGAAUAUCAAGAGUAUGCGAUACCUUUACAGUGUCACCAAUAUUGUACAGAAGAAAGGGAAAAACGACAAUAUUCUCCAGGAAGGAGUAGAGUUAUCGAAGCAAUGUUGAAAGCUCCUACAUUUAAUUUAAGUCCCGACCAAUCUGAUUUGUUUUACGUCCUGAGAGACCACUAUGAAUUACCUGAAGGUUUCAAAGGACCUCUGUCAGAAUACGACUUCAUAGUUAUUGGCGCAGGUUCAGCAGGCAGUGUUCUGGCAUCAAGAUUGAGUGAGGGCAAGGAAGCGUCAGUGUUACUACUGGAAGCCGGCCGACCAGAAUCCCUAUUCACUGAAGUUCCUAUUCUUGCGCCUUUUUUCCAACAGACGGAUUACGUUUGGCAUUAUUUGAUGGAGCCACAGCCUAACGUAUGUAUGGGUAAGGGCAAAACUUUUUAUUGUUUUAACUAUCACAGCACAACAUUGUAA
Messenger RNA from Hyposmocoma kahamanoa, 572 nucleotides. RefSeq names its product versicolorin B synthase-like. The transcript has 2 exons. The record is from RefSeq and is a predicted model, not a curated record. Gene Ontology annotation, molecular function: oxidoreductase activity; flavin adenine dinucleotide binding. Bases 15 to 572 code for a protein of 185 amino acids. Lineage: Eukaryota; Metazoa; Arthropoda; Insecta; Lepidoptera; Cosmopterigidae.